Messenger RNA from Magallana angulata, 6671 nucleotides. RefSeq names its product calmodulin-regulated spectrin-associated protein 1-like. The transcript is spliced from 18 exons. Gene Ontology annotation, molecular function: calmodulin binding; microtubule minus-end binding; spectrin binding. Gene Ontology annotation, cellular component: microtubule minus-end. The coding region runs from base 233 to 5602 and encodes 1789 amino acids. The record is from RefSeq and is a predicted model, not a curated record. NCBI's taxonomy places the organism in Eukaryota, Metazoa, Mollusca, Bivalvia, Ostreida, Ostreidae. Gene Ontology annotation, biological process: negative regulation of microtubule depolymerization; cytoplasmic microtubule organization; neuron projection development.
AACUUCAAUAAGCAUGCGUGGAUUUCAGAUGAGAAAUGGUCGUUCGGAAUGGAGACACUAAAAGCAAAACGGUGUUUACAUGUUCAUGCAGCGAUGUAGCAGCAAUGUAUUCGGUCCUGAACUUAUAUUUUGUGCAUAAAAUGUCUCCCGAUUAAUAGAUAAUUUUGCCAUGAGUUUUAGUAUACCGACGUGUAGAUUUGAAGUGUGUAAACAUUCCAAAAGAUAAAUUUUUAUGAUAAAAUCAUCAAACAUGAAUCAGUCUGUGGAAAGUGCCCCUCCUGUUGAUGACAUCAUCGAAAUCAUACCCAUGGACGAGUAUGAUAGCAACAAGGCAAAACUUCAGUGCUCUGUAUCAUGGAUUCUCGACAAGGCCUACAGAGAUCAAAUACCAAAGGAAUUCAAAGACCCAUUUUACGAGACACAGGAUGGUGUGAUGCAUAUUAAGCCCAAGCUGAUGAAUCUGAUGGUGUCCAGUGAGCUUUACUGUCAGGCCUGCAAUAAUAUGUUCGGGGAUUCAUCAUUACAAUGGCAAGGGACAUCAGGUCAUUCCAGCAUCAUUCAAGUGAUGUCCAGGAAAGGGAUAUAUGUUGUCGAUGAUAACGAUAAAGCUGUUACAGAGUCUGUACUUAUAAAGUCGGCUCCCUUUGAUGUGAGUGCACACAUUGCCCUGAUCGAUGCCUUGAUGCUGGCCUACGUUAGACAGAUAGUGACGGUGGAGAAAGUAGUACAAACUGUCCGAAGAUUUGCUGCCUUCAAUGCCUCCAGUGAGCUGCCGUCCAGUGUGGAGGAUGCUCUCCUGUUCUGGAUAAACAAAGUCUGUGUGGCCGUACAGCUCAGUGUGAACAAGGAGGAUAACCAGGUGCUGGAAGGGGAGACAAAUCAGAAGGUUCGUAUUGUGAGUAAGUCUGGGAUGAGCAUGAGGGAGUCUGUGAAUAUUCCACUGAUAGAGGACCUCUCUCAGGACAUUGGUGAUGGCUGUUCUUUGGCUGUUCUAAUCAGCUUCUACUGCCCCUCUGCACUCAGUCGGCAAGAUAUCUGUUUAAAGUCUAAUGUAGGCAUAGCUGACUCGCUAUAUAACCUUCGCCUAGUGAAGGAAUUCUGUGAUAACUACAUCCCUGGCAAAGCCUUCCAUCUGACCUACGAAGACUUCCUCUACAUGCACAACAACCUGCGACAGAACGUGGAGGUGUUUCUCGCAGAGCUGUUCUACUGGUUUGAGAUUCAGAAGCUAGACUGUGUGUAUAGUGAACCAGGUUCGCGGCCCACAACAGCCAAGAAAAUGACCAGCAGCGCCAUCACAAAUCUUCCUCCGAUCAGUAACGUCACCAAGCAGAGUUUCCACAAGUACUCGGCGGAUGAUGGGGCGGUUCCUCGCGGAGUGAGCCAGAUGCCACCAAGACAACCCCUCCUGUAUAAACGACAGCAGGAACCUGAUGUCAGUCAGCAAGGUCCAGGUGUGGGACGAUCAAGACCAAUGUCUGCUGUGGUCGGGAAGGAGAAGAAUGAUGUACAUCGGUCAGUGCUGGCCUGGCAGGAGAACAGUCAACAGACUGUUCAGCAGAGUGGUGGUAGUAACCUCCUGGCCAAUGUCAGCAUUGACUCGGAGUUGAUGGAGAGCUUUUCUGAUGAUCAGCUGGGAAGUCUCGACAUGGAUCUGAGUGACACGCCCCGGCCCACUCUGCCAGCCAAUCAAGUGCCAAGAGAAUCAGCAUCAAAUCUACGUGAUCCAAAUCAUCCGGAUUAUAUGGAGGUACAAAGUGUGACAUCAGGAGCUGCCACAAAUAGAACUGUUCAUCAAGGGGAAGAAACUAGACCUGAUAGUGAGUCUGCUAUACCUGAGAAUCCUCCUUGUCAUCAAGACUUGCUAAAUGAAUUCAGUGCUCAAUUAGACCCUAAAGACAAUAAGCAGAGUAGAAAUGAAUGCUAUGAGCCUUUGUUACCUGCAAAAUUAAAACCUCGGAAAGAAGCAAUAAAUAACCACAGCAAGGAACAAGAGAGGGGAGAUAAGUCUUUACUUGCUAAAUCAGUGAAAUCUAUGGAAGUGGAUCUGGGUUCUUCGAGUGUUUUAAGUGAGCGUAGUGACAGCAGUAGUUCUGUUCCCGUCACUCCUCUACCCGAGGAUCAGUUAUCGGACCAAGAUGUUCCCAAACAGCCCCGUUAUACAGCAUUUACAGUCAACACUGGCUUUUCAGAAGACAUGGAAUCUCCACGAAAAAGUGUAUUGUCCACCGUCCGUAGCCAAGGCGAUACUGCUGAAUCAGUUAAACUGAGUUAUACUGUCUCCAAUGAGGCCACUUCAGAAUCGGCGCGGGCAGCCGGGAUACCUGUUGUCGGGGAGAGUGGCGAGCAAGCAUGGAGGAGAUGGGGCUCCAGAGAGGGUAGUGUGAACAGUAGGAGUUCAGGGGACAAUUCCGAUCAUGAAUCUCAGAAAAUUCACUACGACCAGAAACUGAGUGAGAACAAAGACAAAAUCCGAGAGGUGUCACCUCCAAAAACUUUUACUAGAUUCGGUUCCAAGGACAGUGAUGUAUUUCAAAAACCUAAAAUGAUAGUUAGAAGUAAGACAGCUGUUUCACCAAAGAAAGAACCCUCCAAACAUAUGACUACAAAUUUUGCUGAAAUAAAGAGAAUGAAGAAUGUUCAAGGAAAUGUUGACAAUUCUGGAAUGGUUUACAUGCAGCAUGGCCAUGAAGUGAAUAACAAAGCUAUGCAAAGCUCAACAACUCAAAUCAACAAUAGGAACAACCAAAACUCAACAUCACCUAGCAGAACAACAUGGCAGCAAGCAAGCACUCUAAAAUCUCCUGAUCAGGCCACAAGUGAUUCCUCAGAAAGCAGUGACAGUAGUCGCCCUGUGCUGUCUGAGCUAACAGAAAUCCGGCUUAAGUUGGAGGAAAAGCGUAAACAGAUAGAGAAAAAGAAGAACAGAAUGGAGCUACAGCAACAGAAACAGAGACAGCGGUUAGGGAAGACAGCUUUUCUUCAUGUGCUGACAAAACCCACUGAAGAGGAGGUGUCUGAUGACUUGAGUUCACAGGGAAGUGAGGCGUCUCUACCAGCAAGUGAGGAGGCUGCCUCAAGUUCAACCUCGGACAAAGGACCAACAGCAGCAGAUGGAAAAACUACAGGAGCACUUCAAAGCAACAAAGCGUUUUCUAGGGAGGGGAUACAGCAAACAAUAGAAAAUGUUAGAAAGAAGUGGUUUCAAGAGGACAAGGAUGAGCAACCUGUGCAGAUGGAGAUAAAACCAGAAGAAAUAAUGAGUAAGAGUUGUCCAGCCAAAAAUGGAGAAGUUUUACAAAAACAAAAAUCGGCGCUGCCUGCCCAGGAGCAUAAUUCAAUGUCAAUGAUAGAAAAUAUAUCUGACAGAAAAUUAUCUGAAGCUCAAGAAUUAGACAGUCCAUCUGUAUACAGUCGGAAGCUUGAAAAACUGGAUCAUGACCUGACUGAUUUGAAAGGGGAGAUCCUGAGGAUGUCUCUGGAACAGGAGCAGUACAAUGGGAGUCCAGCGGCUAUUUCCAUGACGCAACCAUCCACAGCCACCAGGCCAACUUAUGCAGUGGAAACUCCAGAACGGAAAUUCCAGGGAAAACCAUUCCAUGGAUCAGAUCUCGCCUCAGUGAAUCAGGCAAACGUAAACACUCCAGAGAGAAUGCAGUAUGGAACCCCAGCGGUUUGUCGCCAUGCAGGAUAUGCAGGCCCCAUUGAUCCCAGUGUACCCACCCCAGAGAGGGUUGUGAUGGGGGGAGGUAUGUCUCAGUACCCCCAGGGCCUACCCCAACAGAUGCCUAUUACACAACCAUUCCAGCCCCAAGUGAUGCCCCACUCUUUACCCUAUAAUGGACAGAGUCAGUUCAGUCCAAUGCCACAAACACAGGUGCCAUACAGCGGUUUCCAGACUGUUGGUACUACUCCCUAUCCACAACCCCAGUUCCCUCCCACCCCACCCCAUGGCUACCAACAGUCCCCUCCCUUCAAUCCCAAUCUGGUGUCGCCCCACGGACAGUAUGGGAUGCCUGGGGUAUAUAAUAUGACUCCUCAGCAGUACCCUCCCCAUUCUCACAACACAUCUACAGUGUCAGCUCAUACUCCUGUCUCUUACAUGUACUCGCCCAAUCACACCGGAGCUCAAGUCUUUCAACCUUCUGCGGAUAUUAAUAAAAUGCCGCCUGCUUCUCGGGCUGAAAUGCCCCCCACUUCUAGUGCUUUCAAUGAUGGUAACAUCAGCAAAGAAGACACCUCUGCUGUUUCAAAUAUGGGUGUUCAUGACUCAUCUCAUAACAAAAGUGAUAUACAAAGUGACAUUUCUAGUGACCAGAAUGGAUUUUUUGUGUCAUUUGGAGACAAUUCUCCAAAGGUUAAACCCAAACUUUCUAGUGCAACAUCUCAAAAGACGGUAACCUCUGAACCAACUAGUCUCCAAAACCAAACACAACAGUCACCUCAGCAGAACCAGUCUAGUCAAGCUAGCAACCUGAAUGUGUUAGCCAUAGAUCAGAACACGUCGGCCAGCUCCCAGCCCGACAACACAUCCCUGCAUGAUACCUCGGGGGUCGGGUUUGUGGUGGGAGAAGACCCAGAAACUAUCUCAAAGUCAGUGGAAGAAGAAUUGAACAGAAAAAAAGAAAAGUUUAUACAAAUGCAGAUCAAACGCAAAGAAGAACAAGACAAAAAACGUCAAUAUAAAGAGUUGGAAAUGUCACGCAGGAAAGAGCAAGAGAGAAUUAAACAAGAAGAGGCAGAAAAACGUAAAGCCAGUGAAAAGGCACGAAGAGAUGAAAUAUUCCGUCAGUACCAGGAUAAGAAGCAUCAAGAGGAAGACAACUACGCACCUCCUGUCCGCAGGAACCGAUCCAAAACCCGGGAGAAGACCCGCCCCAAAUCCAUGUUCGACAAAGGAGAAUCAGGAUCAGUGGAAGGUUUGCACUCCCAUAGUAGUUCUCAAGAGGAUCUCUCUUCUCAAGCUUUUACUAUCAGUCCGGGUCACAAAGAACCUUCGGGUGUUGGUCCUAGAAAACCCCCAAGCUUAGCACCACGCCCAGGAAACAUUCGAAAAGCAGUGUCCUGUAACACCCUGUCCCAAUCCACGGAGGGCAAACUGACCUACAGGAGACAGCCCUCUCCAGAUCUUGGUCGUUUGAAGAGAGGCAGGAACAGUGCAGAGAGCAGUGAAUCUGGAUCAGAUUACGCAGGACCCAAGUUAUUUGUGAAGCCAAGCUCCAAGUCAAACCGCCACAUCAUCAUCAAUGCUAUUAGUCAGUGUGUGCUUGCUGGACCCGUGAACGCUGAUCAGAAAAACAAAGUAUUAGAGGUUUUGGCUAAAUCAGAUGCCAAGCACUUCCUGAUAUUGUUCCGAGACCACUCCUGUCAGUUCCGGGGACUGUACAGCUUUGAUCCAGAUUCAGAGGACUCCAUUAAAAUCCAUGGAAUAGGACCCAAACAAAUCACCAGCAAAAUGAUCGAAAGAUUUUACAAGUACAAUUCUGGUGGAAAAAGCUUUAGUGAGGUUACAUCUACGAAACAUUUAUCAGUGUCAAUAGACGCAGUAGUUAUACACAAUGCCUUGUGGAAAACAUCAGCAAAGCCGCCACAAAAAAGGUGAAAUACCGGUCACGCCCCCAACAAAGUGAAAGUGAAAGCAGAGCUGCCCAAGAUUUUUAACUCUAUGAAGAAAAGAAGAGCUGCACUGAAAGGAAACCCAGCAGUCAUGAGAUAUACUACAACAGAAGCCUCUCAUUUGAGUUAUUACGAUGCUCUAAUUCCAAGCUAUAGAAUAUUGUCCAAAUGCUUGAGAGACUUGUAUGAAAAUACGUGUGAUUUAUUAUUUUAUACAUAUACAUGUACUAGAAAGAUUAGCAUGCUAUUUAAUAUUAAACAAUAUACUAAUAAGGAAUUCAUACUCAUUUCUACAAGAUUACUACUCACUGUCUCAUCCUAUAUUUAUGUGCUUUUUCUGCAUACUCAGUUGUCAGGAAUAUUUAUUUUUAUCUUCAAUGCUUAUUAAAUUGUAUGAUUGAAGAAAGCCAUUCCAGAUAUGCUUCAAGUAUUGCUUGGUAGAAACUUGAAUCUUUUCCCUAAAGCUUCCUCUAUUGUCAAGUCUUUAAAUCAAGACAUUCCAUUAAUUGUGGCUUUUUACCCAGAAUUCCAUGUAAACUGUGACCCAUUAGAUGCUGUAUAUAGUGCUUCUAUAUUUCGUGUGUAAAUCCAAUCUUAAGAAGUAAGUUGCAAAAAUCCUUUAGAGGUGAAAUCUUAGUCAUACGAAAUAAUAUUAAUAACAGAUAUGAAAUAAGACAAACAAUAUAUACAUUUGUACAUUGAUUAUACUUUUACCAGUAGUGUUUACAUUGUACAUGUAUGUACAGACAACACAGUUGUGGGUAUUUUGCAUUCUAAAUACUGCACAGUCAACAGACCUGGCCAGACUCUGAUUAAUGAAGUUUACUGUGAUACAUUUCUUGCCAUUAAUACCGCUGUCCCACCUUGUAUAGAGUUGUAAUGUCCAGAUAAACCAAUGGAGGUAGAUGGUCUUUUCUGUCAGUGCCCAUGCAGUCCGUGUUCUCUGUCCACUGUAAGUGUACUUAAUUCUAAGUACAUUGCUAUAGUGCUUUCAUUUUAUUUUAUGCUACAUGUAUGAUACAAUAUUGAAAAGCAAAACUUUUACUUUUAAUAUG